UAAAUCGCAAACAUAGUUUAUUUUUGCAGAUUCUAGACAUCACAUUGUGCCAUGAUAUGUACUGAGGUAUGCACAAACAAUAUUCCGAUCCGCCAGCCUUGCACUUGUUGUUUAUUUGAUCAGGCCACGAAGCCUACAGUUAUCACCAGAAUGAGUGGGAAUGAAUUUGAAGUUGAUGGAAAUAAGAAAUUUAAAAGUUUAAAUGAAAGAAUUCCUGCUGACCUUUGCGGUUUGGAUUUCACAUUCCAUACAUUCAAUAAGAUGUAUAUCCAGGACAUUAUCAAUUUGGAAGCUUGUAAUGUUAUUCCAGGAAUGUAUUGGUAUAAAAAGCACCCAAUUUAUAAAGUGGACAUCAUUGGAAUUGUAGUAAAAAGACAAGAAAAUGUAAAGUGUUUUGUUUACGGAGUUGAUGAUGGUACUGGUGUCAUCACUUGCUGCUGUUGGAAAAACAGAAUGAAAAAUCAAAGUCCAGAAGAAAUGGAACACUUGAUAAAGGGAGGUAGCAAGCUACCAAAAGUGUUGAAAGAGAAGGUUUCAGCCAUUAUGAUGUCUCAAAGUAAAAUGAAUGAGGGUUACUCUCUGGGAGACUUGGUCCACAUCCGGGGUAAAAUUAGAAUUUUCAGGGAGGUGCGAGAAGUUAUGGCAUCUUAUCACAAUAAACUUGAAGAUCCUAAUAUGGAGCUUGUCAGAAUGGCAGAACUUCCAGGGCUGUACAGGACAUCGUAUGAUGUGGAUACUUUACCAAAGAAAGUCCUGGAAGAGAUCACAGAAAUGUCUCAAGGCAACAAUGUAAAAAGAUGUCAGAGAGAGGUUGUACCUGAAUUAAAAAGACUUCUGUUGACUUACUUGGAGGAGCAUCAACCUGAUGAAAUAAAUAUAAAGUACAUAAGUAGCCUUCCUCAAGUGACUGAAUUGUUGGAAAAGGACGGUUUAUCUAUAGAAAGAGAAACUGCGUUGCAGAAAGCGCUAGGUAACUUGGAAGAAGAAGGAUGGAUAUUUACAAAGGAGAACCACUUAGUAUACGAGGUAAUUAAACCUGACUGUCCAUUGGAAAAUCUUAUAAUGGAUAUUCUUAAGAGGGACUGUGUGAAAGAAAAGUAUCAGGAUGAAGGGUGCCAAUUUAUGCAUAUCGUGAAGGAAGUUCGUAACACCCAGAAAUACAGUGCAGUUCAAAACACUUGUAUCCUAACUUGUCUUAAUAAUCUGGAAUACCGAAGUGAUUUGAUAAGGACAUCUUUCUAUAAAUAUAUUUUGUGUACAGUUUGACCAAGUAAUUUUGAUACCUUUAACUUUUGUGACUAAAUCAUUUUAAGCAUUGAAAAGUUAUGUU
Molecule: messenger RNA, 1330 nt
Organism: Saccostrea cuccullata (small rock oyster)
Lineage: Eukaryota; Metazoa; Mollusca; Bivalvia; Ostreida; Ostreidae
Product: CST complex subunit STN1-like
Exons: 10
Coding region: 52-1266 (404 amino acids)
Source: RefSeq, a predicted model, not a curated record